CCGCUGCCGUUUGCUGACAGGCCUUGACCUGCGCCCAGCACAGUGUGCUCCACCGCCCUUUCUCCACAGGCCGGCACCUUCCGCCUCCCCCCGGGAGAGCUCCCCUGAGCGGCACGGACGGCGCUGCUGUUUCAAGGCUGCGGUGAGCCCCUGCACACAGACUGCCCUGCCCAAGCACGGCAGAAGCCAUGGCUGCAGCCUGGGCCCCAGGCUAGGAGCCGGCGGCCGCCGCUCGCCACUCUCCCCAGGCCCUCAGUCGCAGCGGGGCCGCCAUGACCCCGCGCGGUUACUAUGGAGACGGUGGCGCUGCCGCUCUGCGCAUGCCCCCUCCGGCGGGCUUCCGGCACACCAGAAGCUUCGGUAACGCGGGGCGCUGAGGGGGCGGCGAUGGAGCGCUACGGUGAGACGGCGCUGAGCGCGGCCUCCCCGCCCGACUUCAGAAAUGAGGGUUCAUUAACAUCAACUUUAAGAACACUUCUAUUCUUCACAGCUCUAAUGAUCACAUUACCUGUUGGGCUAUAUUUUUCAUCAAAGGCUUAUGUAUUUGAAGGUACCUUAGGAAUGUCCGACAGAGACAGCUAUUUUUAUGCUGCCAUAGUUGCUGUAGUUACUGUUCAUGUGGUCCUUGCUCUCUUUGUGUAUGUAGCGUGGAAUGAAGGUUCUCGACAGUGGCGGGAAGGCAAACAGGACUAGAAUGAAGAUCAUCAUCAUGUGAUGACCACGGACUGUAAAUUAAAUUUUUGUGAGCUGAAGGAAAAGCAUUCUUCAAAAUGUAUAAUACAUGUGUACAAAGAUGAGGUUAAUGCCUCGACUCUGGUUAGAAUAAGACUUGUGCUCAUCUUCAAUGUGUACCGGUGUUCUCUUUGAUGCUGAUGGAAGUUGUUCUUUAUCCGGGUUCUACUUGGUUGAGCUGAGGAGGUCUUCACCUAGAAUUAGAAUGAAAUAAUUAUAUAUUUUUUAAAAAAAAUCUUGUAGCUAUUUUUGCUGUUCCUAGUAUUUUUCUGGCUUGCUGUGAACAUAAUAUUGGCAUGAAGCAAGCAUUACAUUUUCAAGUAAUUAAACUGCUAGUUAAAAAACCUACAUUACUCACUUUCCAACUACAGUCAAAAAGGUGGAAUUUCACUUUGCUGUGGUUAGUUUCCCAAUUUAUGGGUGUUGUGGUUUGACCCCAGCUGGCCACUCAGCACCACGCAGCUGUUCACUCGCUCCCCACAAUGGGAUGAGGGAGAGAAUCUGAAGAGAAGAAGUGAGAAAAUUUGUGGGUUGGGAUAAAAACAGUUUAAUAGGUAAAGCAAAGGUCACACGUGCAAGCAAAGCAAAACAAGGAAUUCAUUUACCACUUCCUGGGGGCAGGCAGGUGCUCAGCCACCCCCAGGAAAGCAGGGCUCCAUCACGUGUAACGAUGACUUGGGAAGACAAAUGUCACCACUCUGAAGCCCCCUGCUUCCUUCUUCAUCCCCCAGCUUUAUAUUGCUAGGAAUGACAUCACAUGGCAUGGAAUAUCCCUUUGGUCAGUUGGGGUCAGCUGUGUCCCCUCCCAACUUUUUGUGCACCCCCAGCCCUUGCUGGUGGGGUGGUGUGAGGAGCAGAAAAGGCCUUGCCUGUGUGUGAGCACUGCUCAGCAAUAACGGAAGCAUCUGUGUACUAUCAGCACUGUUACAUAGCCCCGUAGUAGCUACUAUGAAGAGAAUAAACUCUAUCCCAGGAAAAAACAGAAUAGCAGGACAGACAUAAAUAAUGAAUUUCUGAAUUUAGAAAUAAUGGAAAAAUGCAAUUGGUUAGAAACUCAGGUCAUGUUUCUCUAAUGUGAAAUGCAAAUUUUUUUCAUUUUCAUGUGUAUUUUUUUAUUUCAGUGUAAAAUUCACUCUUUGAUUUCAUUUUGGGAGGAUUGUCUUAUUACUGCGUUGCUCGUCUUUCCACUCUUCUACACUUAAUCUUGAUAAUGCAAAGGAAACGGCACAGCAUUUUUCUAUGUCUUUGCAUUUAUGUAUCUCCUUGAUAAAGGAUGUAGUUGGCUUUCCUGUGGUAAAGUAGUAUCGGUAACAGCUAUAAGCCACUCUAAUGGCUAGCAGAGGAACAAGGAAGAGAAAACAAGCUGUAGCCAUCUGCAAGUGUUGUCCUUUAUGAAGCAGAACACAAGAGUGAUCACAUGGAAUAUUUGCUUCUCUUCAUAAAUACUAACUUACACACUGUGAAAUGAUACGAUAUGUUGAUCGAUUUCUUUUUUUUCUAGGUUGUGAGUAGCAACUUUCUAUAUUCCAACCAUACUGAGAUUUUUGUGUUGUGGGAUUACCUGGAUUUCACUUCACUGUUGUACUGUUGUUAGCAACCAUUUUAAUCUGGAGAUAAAGCUUUUUUCCAAAGGACUUUCCUAACACUGAUGAUUGCUGUUAAGCUGUUGUGCUUGAGGUCGUUCUGUUAAUUUGAAUUUUCCAAUUUGUUGUAUUAGUUGAGCCUUAUUUGGAAGUGUUUUGCUUCAUAUAGGGCUUGGAAUAGUUUCGGUGCUCCAUUUGUCCAUGGUAAAAUUUAGCUAUAAAUGAGACAAAAAUUGUUUAUCCAUGCCCAGUGGCUUGAGGAGUGUGUCCCCAGGGCUCAUUACUCUCAUCUCCACUCCCAUUCCAGGUGUGCGCAAGCAUAUACACUUCAUCACAUUAACACAAAUCAAUUUUUACAUUUUGUUUCUAAAAUGUUAACUUUUCUCACCCAGAAUCCCAUUGUCAGCUUGCUGCCAGCAAACCGGAGAACGGUCUCAUAGUACUUGAAAUACAAAUUUAGUUUUUAAGUUGGCAUAUUGGCUUCCUGUUCUCCCAUAUAUGAACUGUACAUUGUAGAACAAAUACUGCCUUUUAAUAAAGAAUUACCCCGCAACACAAGAUCCAGUAAACAAGCACUUGUCCUGAACAGUUUUUGAAUAAUCUUUUUAAUACUGCUCGUGUAUUACAACAAUGCUCAGCUUACAACCAAUAGAUCAGGUGUGGCACUGUUCAGUAUCUUUUUUGUUUGGGUUUUGUUUUUUUUUUGUACUCCAUUUAUAGUGGCAAAUAAAUGGGAACAUAACUGUCA
Molecule: messenger RNA, 3063 nt
Organism: Calidris pugnax (ruff)
Lineage: Eukaryota; Metazoa; Chordata; Aves; Charadriiformes; Scolopacidae
Gene: VMA21
Product: VMA21 vacuolar H+-ATPase homolog (S. cerevisiae)
Exons: 3
Coding region: 292-693 (133 amino acids)
Biological process (GO): vacuolar proton-transporting V-type ATPase complex assembly
Cellular component (GO): endoplasmic reticulum membrane
Source: RefSeq, a predicted model, not a curated record